Aplysia californica (California sea hare) is the source of this 3922-nucleotide messenger RNA. Its product is annotated as FMRFamide receptor. Gene Ontology annotation, cellular component: membrane. Lineage: Eukaryota; Metazoa; Mollusca; Gastropoda; Aplysiida; Aplysiidae. Gene Ontology annotation, biological process: G protein-coupled receptor signaling pathway. The transcript has a single exon. Gene Ontology annotation, molecular function: G protein-coupled receptor activity. The record is from RefSeq and is a predicted model, not a curated record. The coding region runs from base 200 to 2086 and encodes 628 amino acids.
AUGACCUAUUUGUCAUGCUGUUACUAAAACUAAGCUAAAUUGUUUGUUACAACAGCCGCUUAUUAGUUCUAUUCUCUUCUCUAUUUCAGAUUUGAUUGACACCCGCUGCUGGUUUCUCAAGACAGUUCUCUCACUUUGUGGAACGAUGCCUUAGACAAAGUGGUACAGACAACAGAAGUCGCGGGACAUCACAAACAUCAUGACGGAACAAGAACCACCGCUCAGCUUUGGGGGCAUGGCCGGGGAGGCGGGUCUGGGCGUGGACCUGGCCCUGUACAACAACUACUCCACCUCCGACUUCUGGGCGGACACGGACGACAGUGACCUCCUGUCCAUGCUCAACACUCUACGCCGCGGCCCGCCCGACAUCGACAGCGAGCAGCAGAUCUUUAGGAACAGACUCACCUACUACCUGAUGGGUAUCGGCGGCAGCACUGUGUGUUGUCUGGGAACGAUCGCCAACGCGCUGUCCGUGGCUGUGCUGACGCGCCGCGCGAUGAGGUCCAGCACUUACAUGUACCUCGCGGCUCUCGCCAUCUGCGACUCUCUGGUGCUUUUCUUCACCCUGCUGCUCAUCCUCAAAGACACGCGCCCCCCGGACAGCCCACACCACCUGGAGCAGUUCCACGCCGUGCUGUUUCCCUUCAUCCACCCGACCGCCGUGGUCUUCCAAGUGACCUCCGUGUGGCUGACCCUAGCCUUCACGGUGGACCGCUACAUCAUGAUCUGCCACCCGUUCAAGGCGGAGCGGAUGUGCCGGCGGAGUCGCGCCCGGAAGGUGGUGGUCGGCAUCUACGUGGGCGGGCUCAUCUUCAACAUUCCCAAGUAUCUGGAGUACUACACCAAGUCGGAGGACUUUCGCCUGUCCAACUCGAGCGAGGUGUACACCAUCUACGGCAUCGAGACCACGGAGCUGGGCAAGAACGAGAUCUUCCGGGAGUUUAUCCACUCGUGGAUGUACCUUGUCUGCGUGUGCGGCAUCCCGUUUUUCACCCUGGUCGUGCUCAACGCCUUCCUCAUCCGGGCUGUGCACCUGUCGCGCUUGAAGGGCAAGGAGCUGAACGCCCGCGAGAAGCACCGCAACGACACCACCGUCAUGCUCAUCGGCGUCAUCAUCAUCUUCCUCAUCUGCCAGGGCCCGGCGCUCGUCUCCAGAAUGAUCUACGCCUUCAACCCGAUCUCCACCAAAGACAAAAACAUCUUCACGCUCAACGAGGUCGGGAGCUUCCUCGUCAUCCUCAACUCGGCCAUCAACAUCGUGCCGUACUAUCUGUUCGGAAGGAAGUUCCGCAGCGAGUUUUGGAGACUUUUCUGCACCUGCUUCUUCGACAAAGAUGAGUUGAGACGGAUAGUCCGGAGUUACAGCAACUCGAUCGACCACCGGCGCAUGAGCCAGUACAACGGCAUGGAGAUGAAUGGCAUGGCCGUCAACAACUGUAAUAUGGACAGAGACUUCAACAUCCGCGGCCUCAACGGCUUGCCGCCGAUCCCUGGUGAAGUCCCGGAGGGCGGGAAGGACCGGGUGUACACGUGUUACAUGGACCAGAACCAACAGCGCUACGGCGCAGGGAGGGGGGUGAGUGGGGGUGGUGGGGGUGCUGCUGCUGCUGCUGCCUCUCCGUCCUCCACGUCUUUCAGCUGUAUCGCGGGCGGCGGUGGCGGUGGUGGUGGUUGUAGUGGUGAUAGUGGGGGUUUUGCUGUAGCGUCGUCGUCUUCGUCUUCCCUGAUGAGGAAGAGCGAUACGUGUGACAGCGUGGCGGUGCCGCUUAUCCACAGCACCUCGGGCGUCGCGCCCACCACCAACUCCCUUCCCUCUUACUCCUCCCUCUACGCAGAUGGCAGCACGGGUGCUAACCAAGAGCAGCAGCAGCAGCAGGGUCACGUGAUAGGCCGUCACGUGACCACCUCCGGCAGCCGGGAGUCGCUGAGGGACCCGGCUGUGUGUCACACGUCAUCAAUGUCAAGGUCGUCCUCCAUACAGCAGUCGUCGCCGCAGACGUCCAGGGCGGUGAGCAACGGACACGUGCAGUACAUGACUGUGUCUUCAGGGCCCAAUGUGAGCGAGCCUGUCUGGUCCGCUGUUUGAACUGGUGAAAAAACAGACACAACCCCGUCGACGUCUCCACUUACUUACCAACUUACUUACCCCAGGCUUGCCAGCUGCCCUUAAUGUCCUGGUACUGACCCGAAUGCGGUUGUCAGGAAUUUGGGAGGACAUUAGACUUAAAUGAUACACCACACCAAAACCAGCGCAAUCUGGUGUGAUUUUGUUCGUUGUUAAAUAAUCUGAUGUUAUGACGUUGGGUGACUCCGACUGGGUUUUGAAAGAGUUGGCAAAGCUUGUUACGUUCGCCCUUUACUGAUACUGUGGAAAGAUCACAAGGCAGAGAGAUCUCGACGCCACGCGUGUCUGUCCGUGGUCAGUCUCCGUCGCUCGUUCGUUUGAAAGUGGCUUUAGUUGACUCAGAUUCAGGAGAACCCGGCGGCUGGAAUCCGUGCCUGAUCUGACAAUGAUCACCUGUAGAAUGCUGCUUAUUCUGUCAAUGGACUGGCGUCUGUGGUGCAGCUGCUAGCUGCUUCGCCGUCGCACGCAGAAAACCUGUAUUCGUUUCCCGUGUAAUGAGAAUUUGAUCGAGCGUCUUGGUCUUUCUGCUGGGACGUUGUAUCCCUUUCAGCCCGAGUUGUCCACGAUUGGCCUGACUCCUAGGCGAUCUAAAUUAUGUCGAUGGGGGCGUAAAAACAUCUAUAUUAAAAGUCUCCACUUGGCGUCUGGAAAAUCUGUUGAAGUUGACUCCAUUACAAGAGAUCUGGGUUUGAAUACGUGGCUGAUUUCAGUUGACGACGGUGGAGAGGCCCGAUGUUUGAAAUUGUUUUUGAUUUGAGACUAUCAUAGUGAGCACAGAUCGGCGACUCAUUGGGCAGCCAGAAAAUGGUGCCAGUUGACUUCAGUGUGAGCGGCCUGGGCAAUAUACCCACAAGCUUACCAACUGGUUAUUAAACUAAGACACUGGACAAUAGUGUGGGCGGUCCUAGUUCCAUUCCUGAACUGAUCCUGAUUACCUUCGGAAUGCUACUCACUCUUUCAUCACGUCGCACACAGAAGACAUGAGUUCGAUUUCCGAAUGGGGAGAAUUUUUCAUCGAAAGUUCUGACAGCCAAAGCAAGUUGUUUACUCCGAGUACCUGUUCAAUGAUAUGGUAUCUUGAAAUCUGGCGAAACCAGUACUAAAAAGUUCUAACUGCAAAAAUGUUGUUUGCUCAAUGGUGAACUUUGUCAAAAACAGCUCCAGAAUGUUUGAACUACAGUUUAAAAAGAAAUAAAGACAAAAAGCAACGUCUUUUUAUUUUGUUAAAAAGAGCCUCUCCACGCUAGACAUUCGAAACGAGGAAGCGUCUGUCCUCCAAGCUACAUGGCGUCAUCCUACCCUGCUGUGCCCUUCGCACCAGGUUCCUUCCUGCUCACACAGAGAUAGAUCACUCCCUCUCGUUUGUCGUUACCGGCUGUACCCAAAUGCUGUUUAUGUGCGGUACACACAUAUUUAUAUUCGACUUGUCGGAUUGCAGACAAUCGGAAUGAAGUAUGCAUACUUGUUCGACUCGUCGCAUGCACAUAGUCGAAUCGAGACGUAUACACUUAUUCAACUCGUUGAAUCUGAAUGAUCAAGUCGAGGCGUACACACGUUUUCGAGUCGUUGGAUCCUCAUAAUGGGGUCGAGGCGCACACGUUGGAUCUGCAUAAUCUGACCGAGGCGGAACGUUUGACAAAUCAGCACCCGCUUGCCUGUGGAACGGACAUGAGUCGAAAUGAACUUUGACAUAUAUAUGUGUAUAUAUGACAUGCCAUGCAACGGGUCUGAGAGGGAUUCUGUACCAAUAAACAGCGGUUUUGGUCAAAGUAAAAGACGCAUGUAACCGAAUGUGUC